This is a messenger RNA of Pongo pygmaeus (Bornean orangutan), 2274 nucleotides long. RefSeq names its product tribbles pseudokinase 3 (gene TRIB3). Gene Ontology annotation, biological process: regulation of MAP kinase activity; positive regulation of proteasomal ubiquitin-dependent protein catabolic process; protein phosphorylation. The record is from RefSeq and is a predicted model, not a curated record. Gene Ontology annotation, molecular function: mitogen-activated protein kinase kinase binding; ATP binding; protein kinase activity. The transcript has 5 exons. NCBI's taxonomy places the organism in Eukaryota, Metazoa, Chordata, Mammalia, Primates, Hominidae. The coding region runs from base 330 to 1406 and encodes 358 amino acids. Gene Ontology annotation, cellular component: nucleus.
AGACGGCGGCUGAUUAGCUCAGGUUUACAUCACCCGGGCCGGGAGCCGGGCGCACAUAAGACUCACAGCGGAAGUGGAGGCGGCUCCGCACGCGUCCGCUGCUAGGACCCGGGCAGGGCUGGAGCUGGACUGGGAUCCCGAGCUCGGCAGCAGCGCAGCGGGCCGGCCCACCUGCUGGUGCCCUGGAGGCUCUGAGCACCGGCGGCGCCAGGACCCACGCGGGACGACAGGGCAAGGGACAGGGUCUCGCUACGUUGCCUAGGCUGGUCUUGAACUCCUGGGCUCAAGUGAUCUUCCUGCUUCAGCCUCCCAAAGUGCUGGGAUUACAGAUGCGAGCCACCCCUCUGGCUGCUCCUGCAGGUUCCCUGUCCAGGAAGAAGCGGUUGGAGUUGGAUGACAACUUAGAUACCGAGCGUCCCGUCCAGAAACGAGCUCGAAGUGGGCCCCAGCCCAGGCUGCCCCCCUGCCUGUUGCCCCUGAGCCCACCUCCUGCUCCAGAUCGUGCAACUGCUGUGGCCACUGCCUCCCGUCUUGGGCCCUAUGUCCUCCUGGAGCCCGAGGAGGGCGGGCGGGCCUACAGGGCCCUGCACUGCCCUACAGGCACUGAGUAUACCUGCAAGGUGUACCCCAUCCACGAAGCCCUGGCCGUGCUGGAGCCCUACGCGCAGUUGCCCCCGCACAAGCAUGUGGCUCGGCCCACUGAGGUCCUGGCUGGUACCCAACUCCUCUAUGCCUUUUUCACUCGGACCCACGGGGACAUGCACAGCCUGGUGCGAAGCCGCCGCCGCAUCCCUGAGCCUGAGGCUGCUGCGCUCUUCCGCCAGAUGGCCACCGCCCUGGCGCACUGUCACCAGCACGGUCUGGUCCUGCGUGAUCUCAAGCUGUGUCGCUUUGUCUUCACUGACCGUGAGAGGAAGAAGCUGGUGCUGGAGAACCUGGAGGACUCCUGUGUGCUGAGUGGGCCAGAUGAUUCCCUGUGGGACAAGCAUGCGUGCCCAGCCUAUGUGGGACCUGAGAUACUCAGCUCACGGGCAUCAUACUCAGGCAAGGCAGCAGAUGUCUGGAGCCUGGGUGUGGCACUCUUCACGAUGCUGGCCGGCCACUACCCCUUCCAGGACUCAGAGCCUGUCCUGCUCUUUGGCAAGAUCCGCCGUGGGGCCUACGCCUUGCCUGCAGGCCUCUCAGCCCCUGCCCGCUGUCUGGUUCGCUGCCUCCUUCGUCGGGAGCCAGCUGAGCGGCUCACAGCCACAGGCAUCCUCCUGCACCCCUGGCUGCGAGAGGACCCGAUCCCCUUAGCCCCAACCCGAUCCCAUCUCUGGGAGGCUGACCAGGAGGUCCCUGAUGGACUGGGGCUGGACGAAGCCAGGGAAGAGAAGGGAGACAGAGAAAUGGUUCUGUAUGGCUAGGGCCACCCUACUACAUGCUCAGCUGCCAACAGUGCAUUGAGUUUGGGGUGGCUCCAAGCCUUCUCCUGCCUCUGAACUGAGCCAAACCUUCAGUGCCUUCCAGAAGGGAGAAAGGCAGAAGCCUGUGUGGAGUGUGCUGUGUACACAUCUGCUUUGUUCCACACACAUGCAAUUCCUUCUUGGGUGCUUAUCAAGUGCCAAGCCCUGUUCUAGGUGCUGGGAAUACAGCAGUGAGCAAAGCAGACAAUACUCCCUGCUCACAGAGAUGACAAACUGGCAUUCUUGAGCUGACAACACUUUUCCAUGACCAUAGGUCACUGUCUACAGUGGGUACACUUUGUACCAGUGUCGGCCUCCACUGGUGCUGGUGCUCAGGCACCUCUGGCCAAGGACAAUCCCUUUCACAAACAAACCAGCUGCCUUUGUCUCUUGUACCUUUUCAGAGAAAGGGAGGUAUCCCUGUGCCAAAGGCUCCAGGCCUCUCCCCUGCAACUCAGGACCCAAGCCCAGCUCACUCUGGGAACUGUGUUCCCAGCAUCUCUGUCCUCUUGAUUAAGAGAUUCUCCUUCCAGGCCUAAGCCUGGGAUUUGGGCCAGAGAUAAGAAUCCAAACUAUGAGGCUAGUUCUUGUCUAACUCAAGAAUGUUCUGGAAUGAGGGUCCAGGCCUGUCAACCAUGGGGCUUCUGACCUGAGCACCAAGGUUGAGGGACAGGAUUAGGCAGGGUCUGUCCUGUGGCCACCUGGAAAGUCCCAGGUGGGACUCUUCUGGGGACACUUGGGGUCCACAAUCCCAGGUCCAUCCCCUAAGUUUUGGAUACCAUGAGUAUGUAUUUUUACCUGUGCCUAAUAAAGGAGAAUUAUGAAAUAA